ACCCCCUUUCUUUGCCUCUCUUCUUUGUUCGAAUUUUACUUUAGGAAAGAAAUCUAGAUAGAUGACAAAGUUUGCGCAUGCGCCUCACGCGCGAUAUUUAAAUCGACAAACCCAAACAACGUCAGGAGAAUGUCAUCCAAACAAGGAAGCAGAGUUCAUGUUGCUAUCCGUCUGAGACCUGCAUUAAAGCCCCAUGAAGAUGACGGUAAGGAGCCCUGCGUGCGGGGCCUCUCUGAUAAAGCCCUUGAGAUCUGGAACUGGCGAGACACAGAACAGAGUCUUCAUUUUGAUUUUGAUGCAUAUCUUGACAGCAAGGCAUCACAGAAGAAUGUAUAUGAUAGAUGUGUGAAGCCUCUACUCACCCAUGCACUCAAUGGUCAAAAUGCAAGUGUGUUUGCGUAUGGUCCAACAGGCACAGGUAAAACAUUCACCAUGCUAGGAUCCGAAGACAAUCCAGGGGUCAUCCCAAGGUCACUGAACCACAUCUUUCAUGUUAUCAACCAGGAGAAACCAAAAGAAGAAGGAGGAGGAGAUUGGAGCUAUUCAGUAUCUUUCUCCUAUCUGGAGAUUUACCAAGAGAAGAUUUAUGAUCUCCUGGAGCCAAAAGGUCACGACCUCUCAAUACGAGAGGACAGAAAGAGAAACAUCUUUAUCCCUAAGCUAGCAGAGAAAACCAUCAACAGCUUUAAUGAGUUUGCCAAGUAUUUCAUACCAGCCAGUAGAAAUAGGACGACAGCUGCUACUAAACUGAACAGUCGCUCAAGCCGAAGCCAUUCCAUUCUCCUACUCAAAAUAGUAAAGGAGAGAAAAGACGGAUCCCAGCAUCACAUACAGACUGGUAAACUAUAUCUCAUAGAUCUGGCUGGGAGUGAGAACAACAAGAAGACUGGUAACAAAGGCAUUAGGUUGAAGGAGAGUGGUGCCAUCAACACAUCUCUGUUUGUGCUGGGUCAGGUGGUAGAUGCCCUCAACCAGAGACUGCCACGAAUCCCAUACAGAGACAGUAAGCUUACAAGAUUACUGCAGGACUCUCUAGGAGGCAGUUCCCAUGCUUGCAUGAUAACCAACAUAGCCCCAGAGGAGAAGAACUACAUGGACACCUACACAACCCUUCACUUUGCUGCCAAGUCAAAGCAGAUCAUUAACAAACCUUUCACCAGGGAGACCACUCAGACCAUCGCUGCCCCACCCCCCAGGAAGAGACCACUGGAGGAGGAUGACCGGUCAAGAUCUACCAAGGCUAGAGCUCUAGAUGUAGAUGGCAGACCGGUAGCUCAUAGCAAAGAUGCAUUGCUCAAGCCUCUCUUAGACCGACAAGCAAACUUUGAGUCCACCGUGCAUCAAAGGCUGCAUUCACUCGAACAGAACCUUCUCAAACAAAUGAAGAAUGCCAAAACACAAGUCAAAACCCCAACAUCUAAGAAGCUUUUGAGUGAGGUGAAGGGCAUGAGGAGAGAGCUAAGCAGUAUGAACAGGAAGAAAGAGAUGACUUCCAACAAGCCUGACAGACGGAGUACCUUCACUCUGAAUGAUCCUAAUAGACCCUCGCUACCUCAAGCUGUGGUGAAACCAUUGUCAGUUGCAACCGGCCAAUCAACCUGCAAUGUUCCAGCUCAUAACAAAGAGACACACACAAAGCCAAAGGUUCAUGACAAAGAGAAGAAUGCCAAAUCAUCCCACAAGUCAAAUACUGUCAAGUUUGUCAAAGCUGUCACCACAUCUACGUCAUCAUCAGCAGGUGGGUCUGACAUGAAGGAGAAUCAGUGGCAUCUCAAGCUAGAUCCAGAGUUUCAAGCCAAGCACAGGAAUGAGAUCCUGAAGACGUUGAACGAGGGGACCGUCAAACAGCUCAAGUCACUCCAGAGCGUGGGAGAGAAAAGGGCGCAGCUCAUCCAUCACUGGAGACAGGCUUUCGGAUCAUACAGUCAGAUUAAAGAUCUCUACAAAGUGACAGGACUACCAACCAAGACAGUUGACAAUAUCAUUGGGAAUAAUCUCCUAUACACCUCAGCAUGAUGAAGGCGAGAUGAGCAAUGAGAUGAAGUCAUCUUUUUUCUUCAAUUGAUCAUGAUCCAAUAAUGGCACACUUUACUGUUAUCAGCGUGAUCAACCUAUAGAGGGCAUGUAAGGUCAUGUAACGGUCAGAUAUAUAUCUGGACAACUCAUCGGAAAUUUAGGAUAUAAUGCAAUGCAUUAUGUUGAUUUAUGAUUCAUCAUCAUCAUAAGACGGCCACAGCAGAGAUCGAGUCCACUCUUUGAUGCCUCAAGCUCUUUUGAAUCAUGACCUCCAGAAUGUCCAUUAACCUGAAGUUAGAUGAGGGGCAAUUGUAUCCCUGAAAUUGUGGGGGCGUUGGCCCCUUUUUGGGGCAGGGCAGCCUCCCACAGAAGAUUUAUGAUUGGUCAGCCUGAAAACCUACCCAUAUUGAAAUGUAGCAUGAAAGACUUCUAAAAUGGAACAAUUAUUCUACUUCAAUCAAAGUAAUACAAAGUCAAUAUGUACCUUUGAACAUAAGAAUGAUGUUUUUAUUUGAAUUUUAGCCUCCAUUUUUCUCCUUUAUUUUAUUGUAAUCAUGCCUGAUUAUAAGAUGUAAAUUAUCUUAAACGAUGUAUUUAUCACAUCUGCAAUUAUAAUUUGAUUUGAAAUAAACCUUGAAGAGGGAUGAAUUUAUGCUAGUGAUUAUACAUGUUAAAAAAACUCAUACAACUUAUGUAUGAAACAUAUGUACUAGAGCAUUGAAUUAAGUUAACCUAUACCAUAACAUUUAAUUUGAUUGUUUCAUUGAGUUUAUCAAGUGGUUAUUCAUAAAAUGGAAUGUUAUUAUCUAUUUUUUUAAACAUAUAUGUAUACUGUGUAUUUAGUGGUAAUAGAGUGGUGAAGUGUGACGUCAUCAAAAAUCUAUUUUUAGAAUUUCUCAUUUUUUUCUGCAUUUUCCGACAGAGCAUAAAAAUAAUGU
Messenger RNA from Strongylocentrotus purpuratus (purple sea urchin), 2954 nucleotides. It is a transcript of the gene kif22, whose product is annotated as kinesin-like protein KIF22. Bases 130 to 2016 code for a protein of 628 amino acids. Lineage: Eukaryota; Metazoa; Echinodermata; Echinoidea; Camarodonta; Strongylocentrotidae. Gene Ontology annotation, molecular function: microtubule binding; ATP binding; microtubule motor activity. The record is from RefSeq and is a predicted model, not a curated record. The transcript has 17 exons. Gene Ontology annotation, biological process: mitotic spindle organization; microtubule-based movement.